AUGUCGUCGCACUGUGUGGGCAUCUUGGUUGCGGCACUAGGUGGCAGCAAAGGGAGGAAUGGGCAGCUGAAGAUAACACCUACUGUUUGCAACGCCUCGGCUACCUGUGAAUCUCAAGACCUCAGCAGUUCCAGAUCGUGUCUGUUGGCCAACACGUUUAAGACAUUCAAAAAAUAUGAAUACGAGUAUACAGCAGAAACUGAGAAUGGAGUGACGGGAACCACGGGCCUCACGAAUGGACCCAAACUCAGCUGUAAGGUGGUGGUUGAAGUUCCCCAGACCUGCAGAUUCAUCCUGAGCACCUCCCAGUGCCAGCUGUCUGAAACAUUUGCCAACGACCCGGACGGUGUCCCUGUCACGCGGCCGGCUGCUGGCACUGGGGCUUUCCAGGCAGCCAUGGGGAAGAAUUCCCUGAAGUUCAUGGUGCAGGAUGAUGGUGAGGUGAAGUUGUUCCCUGAAACAGAUGAAACCCCCACCAUCCUAAAUGUGAAGAGAGGAAUCAUCUCUGCUUUGCUGGUGCCUGUGAUGGAGGAGGAGGGCAGCAAAUACAUGGAAACCCUACAUGGACUGUGCAAAACUGAUGUCACUGUCAGCUCCAGGGGGAAUAUUGCCAACAAUGUCACCUUCAUUAGAGACCUAUCUAAAUGUGACCACUUCAACCCAAUGAAAGACUUCACAAGCCCCCUGGCGCUCAUGUCUGGCCUGGACUUCCCGCUCUCCCAGCUGAUCCGCAGCACUCAAACCUGCAGCUACCAAUUUGAUGACAAGACGCAACACAUGACUACAGGGACUUGCUGGGAGAAGCACAUAUUCCUACCUUUCUCCAACCAGCGAAUAUAUGGAAUUUCUGCACGAGUGACACAGACCUUGAGACUGGUUGACUCAAGCAAGAGCAACAACCGAGCCUAUGAUCACAAUGAGGCAAACAUGAAGGAUUUGCACAUGGAAGCUACUGCAGACAAGGCUCCUACACAGACAAAGGACACCAUGUUGGCUAGCAUGAGGGAGCUCAAUGCUCUAUCCCAGACCGAUGAUGGGGAAAGGCGAGCCGGCCUCUUCCACAAAUUAGUCAGCGAGAUCCGCCAGCUCCGGAACGAAACCCUCAGCCAUGCUGUUACAGAGAUGCUUGAGGUGUCCAGCCUCUUGACCUGGCAAGCGCUGGCUCAGUGUGGAACCCCAGAGUGCACCAGCGCCAUCCUGAAGAUUCUCAGGACCUUCGACAGAAGUUCCUUGGAGAUUGAUGCCGUGGUUUAUUCCAUGGGUUUCCUUCCCAACGUCAACAUCCAGGACAUGCUUACCAUGGCACAGUACAAGCAGAGCAAGGCCAUCAUGUACAGUCUGAGCAACAGCAUCAGGAGAUUCUACCAAAGUGAACCCAAAGUCACACCUGAGAUUACUGCUGUGUCUGAAUUCAUGGCCUCCCAGCUGGGCAGUGAUUGCUCAGGUGACAAGGACCAAAUUUUUCUGACUCUUAGGGUCUUGGGGAACAUGGGAGAAGCUAUGGAAGCAGCCAGUCCUGGCCUGAAAAAAGUGCUCCUGAAUUGUAUAAGUCAACCCUCUGCAGCCCUUUCUGUCCAACAAGCUGCCAUCCAGGCCUUCAGACAAAUGACAGCCGACGAGGAGGUUCGGCGCAUUUUCCUGAGGGUGGUAUUGGAUGGUGCAAGCCCCGUGCAGAAACGACUGGCUGCCUAUCUGAUUCUUAUGAAGAAUCCGGAAGCUGCCGAUGUAGCCUCCGUUAUUAAGGCUUUGCCCAAAGAGCAGGAUCCACAGGCCAAGAGCUUUAUAGCCUCCUACUUGUCCAACAUCUUGAUUUCACAAGACCCUGCAUCUGAAGACAUUAAACAAAUGAUUAAAGAUGCCUUACAGGGCAAUGACUUACCCACUGCCCAAGACUUCAGAAAAUUCUCACAGAACUACAAAAUGGGUUUCAUGCAAGGAAACACAAUCUUUGAUUCCACUGGUUACAUGCCCAAGGAGGUCAUGCUGGAGACAACCUUAAAGGCUUUUGGAUAUCACCUUGACGUGUUUGAGGUUGGAAUGGAGGGAAAAGGAUUUGAACCGACCAUUGAUGCUUUGUUUGGACAAAAUGGGUUCUUUCCUGACAUUAUCCUGAAGACCAUGUACUGGGCUGAAAACAAAAUGCCAGAAAAGGUCAAUGAAGUUUUGAAAAGCUGGAUGCCACUCCAGAACGAGAAAGCAAAGGGACAGGUUCCCCAGAACAUUGUUGGUGAAAUUGAGCGUAACUUUGGCAAGCUGCUGCACGAAUUGAGGACUCAGCAGUCCCCCGAAGCCAUGGCGUACCUUAGGAUCAUGGGAACCGAACUGGGAUAUAUAAAGACCAGUGAGAUAAAAGACAUCACCCAAUCUGUAAACAUGAUCGUGGACAAAAUCCUUAGGAUGUUCCCCAAAAAUGUUUUGAAGUCUUUCAUGUCCAGCACUGACAAUGAGAUUUUUGCUCAUUACAUCUUCAUGGACAACAAGUUUUCUUUGCCGACUGUUGCUGGAUUCCCACUUAAGUUCUCCCUUUCGGCUACAUUUGCACCUGGAGCUAAAGGAGGUCUACGUAUGGCACCCAGGCUGCAUGAAUUGUCAUUUAGGCCAUCUGUAGGAGUGGAAUUCAUUACUCAGAUGGGUGUCCACAUUCCUGAGUAUAUUCUCUCAAGCAUCGAUAUGCACACCACUGUGUAUCAUGAGAGUAAAUUGAACACACGACUUUCUGUGACCAACAACCAAAUCAAGCUGGCCUUCCCUGUCCCUCAGGACACAACCAAGCUCUUCAGUAUCAGCAACAAGCUGUUGUCAGUGACUUCAACUGGGACUUUGACAAUAUCUCCAUCAGCUGCUGCUAGAACUGAAUCUACAGAGUGCCAGCCGUUAUUCUCUGGUGUAAAUUACUGCACCACACUUCAGUAUGCUAACACUGGUUCAUCUAGUGAUGUUCCCUACUUCCCUCUCACUGGAGAAUCUAAGUUUGCGCUGGAGGUUCAUCCCACUGGUGAAAUCACUGAAUAUACUGCCGCCAUUACCUAUGAAACUGUAAAGGAGGGAAAAGAGGGACGGCAGAAGGUGGACACUCUGAAGAUGACUCUAAAGGCAGAGGGCACUCAGCCAUCUGAGGCCACAGCUACUCUGAAAUACAACAGAAAUAAGAACGUCCUAUCUACUGACAUCCAGAUCCCUGACUAUGAUGUAGAGGCUGGAAUUAGGUUAAGUUUCACUGACAGCGAUGCCAGAAAGAAGGGGGUUCACAGCAUCACCAUUGACAUCGUCAACAAGAAUGUGCCUCAGCUGUCUCUGAUUGGCCGCACAAAACUUCAGGGAAUGAAAGAUGGUCAGGUGCAGCUCCAGUUCAUCUUCCCUGCUCUGAGGACUGAGGCUGCGCUCACUGCCACCAUGACAAAUGCUGAGGAAAUCAUCCUGGACAUUAACAGCUCCAUUAAAGUCUCAGGGACUUCCUCUUUACAGCAAGUCAUCUUCAAAUACGAUGGUAGCAUAGCCGAGGUUGAACUUGUGUCCGAUAUGGACUCUAAAGUGCAAGAUUUCUUCCCCGACACUGAAGUAUAUCAGAAGUUCAUCAAUCACAUUUUGGACCAGAAAGUGGCUAAAACUGACAUGAAACUACGUCAUAUAGUAUCAAAAUCCUAUGAGGCUGGCCAGAUCUGGCUAAGAAAGGUAGCAUCUAAUGUUCCCCACAUGGGGCUCCUGCCGGAAUUUACCUUGCCUUCUAUGCCUGAGAAAUUAUUCCUGAAAUCAAAGAGCAAAUUUAGUUGGAAGUUCCGAGACCAGUUUAUUGUCGGCAUCGCCUUGCCUUUUGGUGGAAUAUCUUCCAAGCAUCUGAACAUGCCUGAAAAAAUUACUGUCCCUCACCUGUCCAUCCCUCAAAUCGGCCUGGAGGUCCCAGCCACAGAAGUCAGAAUCCCCGCCUUCCACAUCCCUGAGGUUUUUAAACUCACUCUGCCCCUAAACGAUAUCAUUGAUUUCUCUACCGUGGUGAACAGCAACUUCUAUAACUGGGAGGGCUCUCUCUCUGUUGGCAAAGAUACAGAAAAAAGUUAUAUCGCUAAGUUCAAAGCGACGGCUGAUUGCCCUCUUGAACUUCUAUCCUAUUCAGCUGGAGGUGGUGCAGAUUUUAGCUACGGUUCAACCCUGGCAAAAGCAACUAUGGACUUUUCUCUGACCCAUAAUCUUAUCAACAUCAAUUAUAACACUUCAUGUAGUGUAACUAUUUUUCACAUAGUUGGCCUACAACAAACUUCUACAUUCAAAGCUUCAAGCCCACUGGGUCUGGAGACUUCAGUACACCACACUUAUGAGGUUAUAAAUUACUACGGUAAGAUAACUGAGAAGAGCAACACGUCAGGGCGCAUAAUGGUUGGCUCUUUCCAUGGUAACAUCUUCUAUGUAUAUUCUGGAGAGAUGGAUACCUCAAUAAAACAGGGAAGAGCAGAGUCUACGCUGACCAUGUCCUCAGAUGUCCUCCAAGCUGAAAACAGGAUUGUCUUCCUCUAUAAUAAUGACAAGCUGGCCGUGACGUCCACCACAAACACGCCGAAUGAUGGUGUGGUGCACACAUUAGAGUUUAGCCUCAGCGAUACCCAUUUAUCACUAAAAUCCAAUGCUGUCACCAAGGUCCUGAGCGUAACAGUCAGUAACCAAGUGGAACUUGCUCUCUCGCACGAGGCCGUUAGCAUCACAGUGGAAUCUCGUGCAUAUGGCACACGCCUGCAUGCUUUCUCUCUGAUUUCUGGUUCCCUCGGUGAAAAUGGCCUGGAAGUGCAAACAGAUAACUCAGUUCAUUUUGACAGAAGUCUUCACACCAAUAACGGCUCCCUAAUAAUCAGCUUGGGCAGGCUGGCCUUUCAUAGUAACACACACCUUCAGAAUAACCUCCUGACCUUCGAAAACAUCAUCAAAGGUGGAAUUGACAGCUCUGGAACAAGUCUAUCUGUAUUGUCCAAGGGUUCAGUAGAGGGUAUGAAGACAGAAAGCACUAAUACGCUGUCUCUAACUUUCACAACCCUAGCACUGCAGUCCAAGACUGAAAAUUUUGUAGGCAAAAGCAGUUUCUACAAGCACAACAUUGACGUUGACCUGAAGCCAUUCACUGGAGUUGUGAUAAUGAGCAAUGAUCUUAAACUUCUGGAUGUAAACUUCCUUCACAAUGGGCAAUUUAAGCUGGAACCUUACAAGAUGGAUGUGUUUGGUAACCUAAAGGGAAUCAUUGGAGAAGAGAACAUUAUGCAUAAGUAUGAAGUCAGCUUUUCCGACUUGAAACUGAGUGCGAAGAGCAUAACUAAUGGAAACGUACUGGGUGCUCAUAUAAACUAUGUUUCUGACAUGGAGGCAACACGACUGUCUGCAAGGCUGAACAGUGAAGUGAGCUUCAAAUCAGAAUCUCUCCAUGUCACAGGCACUGUCCGAACCCUUGUUCAGCCAUUCAUUGUCAGUGCAGAUGUCAUGCUAAAUUCGAAUGGUAAUCUUGACUGGUAUGGAAAACACACAAGUCAGCUUUACAGCAAGUUGGCCUUCAAAGCAGAGCCUUUAGCACUUGCAUGUUCUCAUGACCUUAGAGCUUCCACUACCCAUCAACUGGAUGAUACCCCUUCAAUUAAGACCCAGCUGGACCACAAAAUCGACACAUCGCUGCAUCCUCAGGAGCAAAGAGGCAUGUGGAAAGUAAAAUAUAAGCUAAACAACCAUGCAUACGAUAAAGAAAUCAGUGCUUAUAACAGCCAUGAAAGAAUGGGAAUAGAGAUGUCAGGAAAAAUUACCAGUCCUUUCUUGAAUGAGGCCGAUACAGAGAAUCAAGAACUCAGUAUUUCUGCUUACCUCAAGUAUGACAAGACAGGUGACAGCCAUGUUGUUGAAUUACCUUUCAUCAUAAGUCUGUCUGGAAUUUUUGAGCACUUAAAAAUGAACAUUGUGAGUGUUUUAGAGUUCUUUAAACAGUACAUCAAAAAUGAAGAAUUUAGGACCAAAAUGCAAAAUAUGUUUAAGUCUGUUACUUAUUAUAUACAGGAGUAUGAUAUGGACAGUAUGAUCUUUAUUACUGAAGAUAAAUUGAUGGAGUAUUUUUUCACAACGGAAAGUUUUGCAACUUUCCUGGAGAAUCUAAGAACCAGCACAAAAAGAAUUCAGAGUUACGUACAGGUCUGGGUUCAAAGCUUUGCAGCACUUUUGACGGACACGUUUGAAAAUGGAACCUUGGGCGACUCCAUAAACAACCUCUUGCAAAAACUUAGAAAUGAAAUGAGGGCAAUCCAUGCUCAAUAUAAGAUCAGUUCCAUCAUUGUCAGAAUCAUUAAUGCUUUUCAAGAAAUCAUACGUUCACAAUAUCUGGACGGUAACUCUACCGGGUUGCAGGAUCUUGAUGCCAAAUAUGAAAUCAGAGCUAAUCUUCUGAAGAAGCUUGGUGAACUGGAACAGAAAGUGAAGAUGUUUGACAUCAUGCAGCUCAUUCAGGAAUUUAACAUUGGAGAAUAUGCAGAACAUUUAGUUUCUCAAAUUCCCAUAGAAAUCAUAAAAGAGGUUAACAAUAUCAACCAAGUGAUCAUCAGUUUUAUGGAAGAAUAUGAUGUAAAAGAAACAAUUAAUGAGGCAUCUAUUGUGCUGCGUGAAAUGUUUUUCAGGUAUGAAGUUGACAAGAAGGUAGCCCUGUUGGUUAAAGUGAUGGAACUCAUCAUGUUAGAAGUCAACAAAGCAAUUAAUACUCUAAAACACGUUGACCUCCUAACCCUUUGUGACCAAGCCAUUCAUGGUCUGGAUAAUGCAAUUAACAAUGUGAUGGAAACUGAUUUCAGAGAAAUGACAAGCCAACUGAAUGACCACAUUGAUUAUCAUGUAGACCUGAUCCGUGGUGAAGUUAAAUUCCCAACCUUUGGCAAGCUCUAUAGCCAGAUUAGAUUCAACUCCCCAUAUUAUAACCUCGUAACGAAUGCUGAGCUCCUUAAUUCCACCACUAGCUCAGAAACACCACAAUUUACAGCUUUACUCAAUUCUAAAGCUUCAUCGGCUUUUGAGGUCCUAGAUUACACACUGAAUGCCACUGCACUUCUUGCAAUGCCUAAAAUGAAUCAUCUCAUCAUAGAUGAGAACUGCAAGAUCAAUCACGUUGCCUUUUCAGUUGACCACCAGAGUUCUGUUACAGUCUAUGGCAUAUCUGCUCAGGCUUCAGGUCAGACUACUGCCAGAACAAGCACAGAACCCUACACUGCUGAAUUUGUCAACAGUGUCUCCCUUGCUUUGGGGAGUGAAAUAUCGAUGACUGUUGAUAACACCUAUACUCACAAGUUGAACAUGCCGGAUGUUGCAGUAUCCAGCCGAGCCAGUGGAACUCAGAGAGUAUAUGCCAAUCUAGAGUCUGGGACUUUCAACGUGAAGAUUAACAAUAAGGCCAAUGGGAAGUGGACCAUCCAGGAAUACUCAGAUGAAGGUUCUCAUCAGAGCGACAUAACGUUUACUACAGAUAUUACAACUGCUAAAUUUAACAUAGAAGCUAGCACAAACAUCCAGGAUCUGAAAGCAAAACAAAAAUUAAAUGUUGACUCUGUCAUGCUAGAAACCUUUAACAUUAAUGGACAUGCUGAGAUGGAAUCGCCCUUCAUUAAAAAUAGCAUGGUCGAACUUCAUGGAAAUGUCAAUAUGGAGGAGGUAAGUGUAAAACUGAAUGUUUCCCAUAGCACAGAGCUCCUUGGGACUGUCACUGGAACGAUAUCCAAUUCAGUCUUUUUUUUUGCUCACCCAGAAGAGCUUGUUUUUGAUUUCCUGAACAAACAAAACACAAAGAUCAGUCUCCCCAUACAAUUAACUGCAAAGAUUGACCUUCAGAAUGAUUAUUCUGUCAUUCUUAAGAAUGAAGUGCAGCAGGCUAGCUGGGUUAGCUUAGCUCGCUUCAACCAGUACAAGUACUCCCAUAACUUUACUAUGAACAAUAACAACAAGGAUGCUGGCAUUUAUGCUAAAAUAAAUGGUGACGCUAACCUUGACUUUUUGGAUGUCCCAAUCACCAUACCAGCAGUAGAUGUGCUGUUGUACAGAACCACAUCUUUUGAAAAAGUUUCUUUGUGGAGACACACUGGCCUGAUGAAUAUAUUGACUACACCUCAACAGUCACUUAACAUGGAUUACAGGCUUUUAUAUCAUAAGACACAGGAUUCUGUGAAUGCCUUUGGAAACCUAACCUCAGACCUUUCCUUUAAGUCGGCGAUAAUUACUCUAAAUGUCAAUACCGCCCUGUACAAGCAAAACGACAUUGUGGCACGAAUUGUGGCUUCUUCAACCUCUGUGUUCGAUGCCCUGAAAGGCAAAGUUCUUGGCAACAUUAACCUGACCACAAAGAAAACGGUGAAACUAGCCACUGUUUUGUCGGCUGAGAGUAAGAAUUUUGAAGCCACCCACAGCAGCGCAGUCAGCCGUACCAAGAAAGGCGUGGAUAUCUCCAUGUCUACUAUUGCAAAGAUUAACUGCCCUAUCAUAAACCUUGACUUCGACCAGGAACUUACCGGAAACAUUAAAACUACUCCUAAAGCAAUUUCAAAAAUGAAGUUAAAGUACAGCUUUAAUCUACCCAUAAUCAACGCCAUUGGCCAGGGAGAUAUUGGCCAUAAUUUCAAUUUGGAAGGAACAUUGAGGGACAUCUCUCUGGAGACAAUGGCUAAAGGAAAAACUGUUGGAAUCAUUAACUCAAAUAUUGAAUUCACCAAUGUGAUAAACCAUGAUGCGAAUACGUUCAUGAAUGCCGAUGGGUUACGCUCCUCCACAAAGACUAAUGUCAUCUUCCAAGUCAGCCAUGAAGACCGUAAAACAUGGGACAUGGACAUGAAACAGGACGUAGCACUGGAUGUAUCUCUGAAUCGCGUGUAUGCUGUACUAACAUACACCAAUGAUAAUGAGGCCAACCUGCUAUUCUUAAAUACCAAAGGCAAGCACAUAGCUAAGGCAACUCUUGAUCUUUCUCCAGUGAUGUCACUGAUAGGAAAGGUGCAUAUUGAUAUGUCACAGCCAACCAGCUUUAGUGAGGGACAUCUCUUUCAAGAUAUAGUUCUUGAAGUCACUCCUUGGAAGCAGAAUUUCAGUUGGGAAGGCAGCGAGAAACUCUCAUCGCUGUCUCAUGCCCAUAAACUACUUCUUUCCAAUAACAUGGCAGAAGAGAAAAUGGAAGUGAGGAGUUCCUGGGAUGGUCAUAUUGCUUUCCUAAAGUCAAUAAAUCUACCCGUCUACCAGAAGAAUCUAUGGGAAGUGCUGAAAUUUGACCAGGUCACUAGUGUAGAAAAGCUGCAGUUCCUAAAAUUCUCCUCUGAUGUGGUACACACCAAGAACCAGGGCGGACUUGGCUUUAAUGAAAUGUCUGCCACUGCAACACUUUCCUGCCCCAUUUAUACCAUGACAUGGACUGCAAAACUAGAAAACCAAGCUCCUAAAUUCAUCACUUCACUUAAGUCUUCCUGCACUUCAACUCUGGUCUUCCUCGAGUUUGAUCUGGAUGCCAUUGCUACUGCUAGCUUUGAGGACGAUACCGUGGGACUGAGUGGCAGAGGUAACUUCAGACAUGAUGACCUAAAUAUUGACUGGAAGCACGUGUGCACCCAUCCUCUAAGGAUGAAACGCCAUGUGCCUCCUGAUGCGAGCACGUCGCACCACACCCUAACUGUCGAUGUCACCAGCCCCACAUUCACCAACUUAAAAAUCCAGUAUGCAUCCCAAGACAAUAGCAUAAAUGCAGGCGUUUCUAGUUCGACUUGUGGAUUACUUGGUUUUAGGCUGGAGAAAAAGACCCCUUUGCAGAUUUCUGGCGUCCUAUUUAGUCAAUACCCGAAUGCACCUGAGAUUGAUACUGACAUCCUGAGUAUCAGGGUGUCCCUAAAAAAUCCAGAGAGGCUGAAUCUUCAGACAUCUUGGAACAUGAGGCCCGUCGAUGACAUGACCUCGGGGCUGGUAGACAAGGUGCCUGUUAUUACUGCCUCAUUUGCUAAUUUAGUAAAUAAGUAUCACAAAAGCCUUUUUGGGAUGGACGUCGAGAGCACCGCACAGGAGCUGCAGCGGACUGUCUACGGUAGCAUAGAGGAGGCUUAUCGCAGGGUUACUAAUGAAAUGCCCCAAUCCCCAAACAUAGCUAGUUUGUCUGUCAUAUUCAGAAGCGUAGUCAGGUGGUGUAACAAAAACAUGCAGGCUGUUUUUAACUCAGCAGACUUGGCCCUUAGUGAAACCUACAUCCAGCUGCCUGGGCUUAAUGAAACACUCGCUGUUCCACAGCUCUGGGAAAGAACUGUUGAAUCGAUCUUCCAUGUCCUGAAAAUGUAUGUACACUUUCUGGGUGCCAUUACCGGCCACUUUAGUGACAUCAAGGUGCUAACGCCCUUCAAAGAAAAUGCCCUCACAUGGAAAGAAUACCUAGAAACCUUUGAGGAAGACAUCGCACACAUGGAGGCCAUCAUGAUAAACCUUGAUAUGACCACAUUUGGAGAUUUCUUUCAUUUCAUACUUCAGUUGGUAGAAUAUAUUUUUGGCGACCUGAUAACUGAAUAUUUGGAUCCUUUUUGGGCUAUUUUCAGUAAAUUCUACUCCAAAACAUUAAUCUCGGUCAAAACAAAGAUGGAGGACGUCCAAGCCGAGAUAAACAUGGAACAGUUAAAUAAGGUUCUUCAGGGCAUGAUCGAUGCUAUUACCGUGCAUCUGGGUGCAUUUGGCAGUGAGGUUAUCAAUGCUUUACAACACCUGGCUUCUGAGGACAUGCAGACAUACAUGCAAAUAAGUAACAACCAUAUGGAAAUCAAUAUUCCUCUUCAAUUCAUUCACUGAAAUGGAAAUGGUGAAACAGUGAUUCUGUUAAACACUACCAUCUGGAUGGGAAGAGUUGCUCACCAUAAUCAAUAUCACUCAUAUACAAACACUUAUGUCAUAGGUACUUUGACAGUUAAACACAUGCUUAUGUGGACAUAUACCUUGCUGUUUCACUUGACUGGUAGGCCCGCUGAAUUUAUCAUGUUUUUAGAAAUAUAAUUUCCUUUUUGACUGCUUCUUGCCAUAAUGCUUUUCCCAUAUGAAAUGUAAUGGAUGGAGACAUUUAAUAAAGAGGAUGUGACGA
Molecule: messenger RNA, 11083 nt
Organism: Paramormyrops kingsleyae
Lineage: Eukaryota; Metazoa; Chordata; Actinopteri; Osteoglossiformes; Mormyridae
Source: RefSeq, a predicted model, not a curated record